CUCAUCUUUGUAUCACUACAAGAGCAUUUUGUUCUCACAUCUCUGCUCUUGCAUCUUGAGAAUUCAUUAAAUUUCAACUAAUAUCAAAUAUUUGAAAUAUAAUGUCUGCUUCUGCAUCAUCUGUUUACCACUCUAUCUUGUCUAACCAUGUAACCCGUGUUCAAACCCAAACACGAAGAAACAUUAGCUUCAGAGUUUCCUGCAUGGCCGAGGAGAAACAGGAUCCAAUGACAACUCCUACUUCUCCAGCACCACGCGCUGCACCUAAGAUGAGUACUAAGUUUACAGAUUUAUUAGCAUUCGGUGGGCCUGCACCAGAGAGAAUUAAUGGCAGACUUGCCAUGAUUGGGUUUGUUACUGCUAUGGGAGUAGAACUCGCGAAAGGUACUGAUGUCGCAGCACAGUUGGCUGAUGGAGGACUUCCGUGGUUUCUAUAUACCUGUGUUCUACUAUCAGUGGCCUCACUUGUCCCAUUAGCUCAAGGUGUGAGUGUUGAAUCGAAAUCAGAUGGUUUGAUGUCCUCCACUGCGGAGAUGUGGAAUGGAAGAGCCGCAAUGUUGGGUUUAGUUGCAUUGGUCCUCACUGAAGUUGCCAAGGGUGGAGCUCUUAUUUAAAUUAGAUUUUAAUAUCAUUGGAGUUUUAGAAGGUUCACUCAAUAUUAUGAUGCUAUCGUCCUGUAAAUGUUUUUGAUCAGUACAUAAACAUGUUUGCAGUGCAAUGCAAUCCCAAAUUCAUCACAAUAUACAA
Messenger RNA from Papaver somniferum (opium poppy), 747 nucleotides. RefSeq names its product early light-induced protein, chloroplastic-like. The record is from RefSeq and is a predicted model, not a curated record. The coding region runs from base 102 to 614 and encodes 170 amino acids. Lineage: Eukaryota; Viridiplantae; Streptophyta; Magnoliopsida; Ranunculales; Papaveraceae. The transcript is spliced from 3 exons.